UAAUUCCGGUGGCUUCGCCUCUAUAUAUAUUCGAAUAUUGGGAACGCCCUUGCUCAUGCGAUCUGCUCCGCCGCGACCGCCGAAGCUGGACCCCUCCGCUGCGCUGCCGCCGUCGCCAUUCCCCACUCAGAACUUAAGAAGCCUGACAUUCCUCCGAGGUUUUGCGCCCAUUUUGUUAAUUCUUGGUCUCUACUUGGGAGAUAGAUAGGAGGGCAGAAGGAACAAAGGAGGGAGAACGGAGACAGAGAAAGGGAGGAGAGACCCAGCUAGUAACUGUGUUGGAAGGCCUGAAAUCAGCGCUGGCGGUGAAGUGUGAAAGCAAAUGUUCCGGAAGAACGAUUCCGCCUUGUCCUGCUUCUACCUCUACCUCCUCUGGCUCUUCUUCCGCAAGUAGGCGACAUAGCCGAGAAGAGAGGGGAGAGGGUGGAAUUUGAUCGGAUUCUUGAGAAAUCGAAGCCUUGAUAGUGAUCGGAGAGGAAGGACGAUGAUGUUGGAUCUUAAUCUUGCGUCCUCCGGCGAGUCCGCGGAGGAGAAGCCGCUCCCCGACGAGGACUCCGGGACCUCCAAGUCCUCCGUUCUCAAUGCCGAGGCCUCCAGCAACGCUCCCGACGAGGACUCCUGCUCUACCUGGCCCGCCGCCGGCUUCCAGUUUGGCAUCCUUAAGAGCGCUGCAUCAGCUGAAGGAGAGAACGAGGUGGAAGAGGAGAUCGAGGAGGAUGGAAAUGAUGCCUCGAUGGAGUCCAGCUUCAUCACCAGGCAGCUCUUUCCUCCGGCUUCACCAGCGGUUCCAGAGCGGCUCCCGCCACCAUUAGUGGCGGCAUCAUCCUCCUCAUCAUCCAGACUGCACUGGGCGGAUAUCAGCUUCCGCCAGUCCGACAUUCCGGCGGGUGUCAGGGUUUUGCAGCAGCAGCAGCAGCAAGUCAAGAAGAGCAGAAGAGGGCCUCGCUCUCGGAGCUCUCUGUACCGGGGAGUCACUUUCUACCGGAGGACCGGGAGAUGGGAAUCUCACAUCUGGGAUUGCGGGAAACAGGUUUAUUUGGGAGGUUUCGAUACUGCUCAUGCCGCAGCGAGGGCAUAUGAUCGAGCUGCGAUUAAGUUUCGAGGAGUUGACGCUGACAUCAAUUUCAAUCUUAGUGACUAUGAGGAAGAUCUGAAACAGACGAAGGACCUCACGAAGGAAGAAUUUGUGCACAUACUACGCCGCCACAGCACUGGGUUCUCGAGGGGAAGCUCAAAAUACAGAGGGGUGACCCUUCACAAGUGUGGCCGCUGGGAGGCCCGCAUGGGGCAAUUCCUUGGAAAGAAGUACAUAUAUCUUGGGCUAUUCGACAGCGAAAUAGAAGCUGCAAGGGCUUAUGACAAGGCUGCUAUAAAAUGUAAUGGAAGGGAUGCUGUUACCAAUUUUGAGCCCAGUACCUAUGAAGGAGAAUUGCUUACUGAGACUGCUGAUGGUGAAGCCACUGGUCAUGAUGUUGAUCUGAACUUGAGGAUUUCCCAACCUGCUGCCCAUAGUCCAAAGAGGGAUCAAGAUUCAACGGCCAUCCAAUUCCACUUUGGCUCACGUUCUGAUGCCAAGAAAACAGUGAUUGAUAUCCCUUCUUCCCAAUUGGCUGGUCUGCCGCAUCGUUUCCAGACUGCUCAGUGCCCAACUAUCUUUCCCACUGUUGAGGAAAGAGCGAGAGAGAAGAGGCCUGAGGGUGGUUCUCAAGCUCUACCCAACUGGGCAUGGCAGGUGGAUGGUCCUACUCUAUCGCCGCUGUUCUCUUCUGCAGCAUCAUCAGGAUUCUCUAGUACCGCCGUUACAGCCGCCCAUCCUUCCACGCUGCCUCCCCCUUCGGCGACCCUGCAUUCCCAUUUCAGCCCACCAUCUCCGUCCAAUUUCUGUUUCAGGAGCUGAAACCCUUGUGCUUUCACCAGUGUAUGUAUGCUCUAGACACCUACGUCUGUAAGGUAGCAGAAGAGGGUAGCCAUCUGCAAAGUAAUAAUUACAGGGGUGGUGCGUGGUUUUGGAACGUUCCAUGUCCGGAGUUCAUUUUUUUUUUUCUCUCUUUUUUUUUUCUCUUUUUUUCUUCUUGUUGUAUGCAAUAUGCAUGCCACAAUCUCAAACUGUGAUUUUCAUUUCAUUUGUGGACGACUCAAUGUUUCGGACU
Phoenix dactylifera (date palm) is the source of this 2150-nucleotide messenger RNA. RefSeq names its product APETALA2-like protein 3. The record is from RefSeq and is a predicted model, not a curated record. NCBI's taxonomy places the organism in Eukaryota, Viridiplantae, Streptophyta, Magnoliopsida, Arecales, Arecaceae. Gene Ontology annotation, molecular function: DNA-binding transcription factor activity; DNA binding. Gene Ontology annotation, biological process: regulation of DNA-templated transcription.